This is a messenger RNA of Euleptes europaea (tarantolino), 973 nucleotides long. RefSeq names its product gap junction beta-6 protein-like. Gene Ontology annotation, cellular component: connexin complex. Gene Ontology annotation, biological process: cell communication. Bases 48 to 725 code for a protein of 225 amino acids. Lineage: Eukaryota; Metazoa; Chordata; Lepidosauria; Squamata; Sphaerodactylidae. The transcript is spliced from 2 exons. The record is from RefSeq and is a predicted model, not a curated record.
AUUAUCCUGACGACAAUCCUCUGAGGACAAAGGAGAUACACACAGCCAUGGACUGGGGAUCGCUCCAAGCAAUCUUAGGAGGCGUAAACAAACAUUCUACAAGCAUCGGGAAGAUCUGGCUUACCGUCUUGUUCAUUUUCCGCAUCAUGAUUCUUGUGGUAGCUGCAGAAAAGGUCUGGGGAGAUGAACAACAAGAUUUUAUUUGUAACACUCUACAACCUGGAUGCAAAAAUGUCUGCUAUGAUGAGUUUUUCCCCAUUUCUCACAUUAGACUCUGGGCUCUGCAGCUCAUUUUUGUGUCCACUCCUGCACUUUUGGUGGCAAUGCAUGUUGCCUACAGAAAGCAUGAAAAGAAACGGCAGUGCAGGGAGAAAAUUGACAUUGAAGAUCUGAAGCGGCAAAAGUUUCAUAUCGAGGGCACCCUGUGGUGGACGUACACCAGCAGCAUUUUCUUCAGAAUUGUCUUUGAAUCUGUCUUCAUGUGUACAUUUUAUUUCCUGUACAAUGGGUACAAAAUGCAGCGCGUAGUGAAAUGUGGUGCUUGGCCUUGUCCAAAUACAGUAGAUUGCUUUAUUUCCCGACCCACUGAGAAAACCAUGUUUACUAUUUUUAUGCUGGCUGUGUCAGGUAUCUGUAUGCUCUUGAAUUUGGUUGAGUUAUGUUACUUAGUGCUGAAGUUUUGCAUGAGAAAACCGAAGACCAUAAAAUCUCUGCCCAACCAUUAGACACUUACCUAUCCAUUCGCCUAAUUUUGCAUUGAUUUCAGAAAAUGGUCAACAAUAUUUCCAGGCUCCAUGACUAUUAUAUUAAUGCAGUUAUUUAAUGGCCACUUUGUUCUGACUAGUAAUGACUCACGUGCCCACAAGGACAAGGCAGGACCUAAUCCUUAUUAUAUGAAAGUACUCCAAGUUCUUCCUGCUACUGAAGAGUUUUAAUGAAAAAGUGAAUAGACUACUGCCUUUAGGGUUGAUAU